GGCAGGUCCUGUGCAUAAUCCACCAUCUCGCUCACAGGCUCGCCGCCCCCGCCGGCAAUGGAGGGCGUUCACAGCCUCCUGGCCCGGCCCAACUCCGCGCCGUUCGCCUUCUCACCGCUGCCCCUCCGCAGGAGCCACAGGCCGCCACCGCCUGGCCCCUCCACCUGCCGCGCCGCCAGCCGCUGGGCCGACCGCCUCUUCGCCGACUUCCACCUCCUCCCCGCCGCCGCCGACCCGCCAGCCGCGGCCUCCUCUUCCUCCUCGUCCCCGUUCGUCCCGAUCUUCCCCGAAGCCGCCGACCGCGCCUUGCCCCUCCCGGUCGACUUCUACAAGAUUCUUGGUGCGGAGCCACAUUUCCUAGGCGAUGGCAUUCGGAGGGCGUUCGAGUCGCGGAUAGCUAAGCCACCUCAGUAUGGGUACAGCACAGAAGCUCUUGUUGGGCGACGGCAAAUGCUGCAGAUUGCCCAUGAUACUCUCACAAACCAGAGCUCGCGCACCGAGUACGACCGUGCGCUUUCCGAGGACCGUGAUGCGGCACUCACCAUGGAUGUUGCCUGGGAUAAGGUUCCAGGUGUGCUGUGUGUGCUUCAGGAGGCUGGGGAGGCACAACUGGUGUUAGCAACUGGAGAGCACUUGCUUCAGGACCGUCCACCUAAGCGGUUCAAGCAGGAUGUGGUGCUAGCAAUGGCAUUGGCUUAUGUGGACAUAUCAAGGGAUGCUAUGGCAGCAAGCCCUCCAGAUGUAAUCUGCUGUUGUGAGGUGCUUGAGAGGGCACUGAAGCUCCUGCAGGAGGAUGGUGCAAGCAAUCUUGCACCUGAACUGCUUGCACAGAUUGAUGAAACUUUGGAGGAGAUUACACCUCGUUGUGUAUUGGAGCUUCUUGCUCUUCCUACUGAUGAAAAACAUAAAAAUAAACGCCAAGAAGGUCUGCAAGGUGCAAAAAACAUAUUGUGGAGUGUUGGCAGGGGUGGUAUUGCUACUGUUGGAGGAGGAUUUUCUCGUGAGGCCUUCAUGAAUGAGGCUUUCUUGCAGAUGACAUCAGCUGAGCAGAUGGAUUUCUUCUCUAAAACACCGAAUAGCAUACCACCUGAAUGGUUUGAGAUCUAUAGUGUCGCACUUGCCCACAUUGCUCAAGCAAUUGCAAGUAAAAGGCCACAAUUCAUCAUGAUGGCAGAUGAACUCUUCGAACAACUUCAGAAGUUCAAUAUAGGUUCUCAAUAUCCUUAUGAAAACGAGAUGGACCUCGCAUUAGAAAGGGCACUCUGCUCGUUACUUGUGGGGGAUAUUUGCAAUUGCAGAAUGUGGCUUGGAAUUGAUAAUGAGUCCUCGUCAUAUAGGGACCCCAAAAAUAUCGAGUUUGUGGUGAAUAACUCUAGCAUGAACGAAGAGAAUGAUCUUCUUCCAGGGCUGUGCAAGCUCUUGGAGACAUGGCUUGUCUCCGAGGUAUUCCCAAGGAGCAGAGAUACCCGAGGGACGCAGUUCAGACUGGGAGACUAUUACGACGACCCAAAAGUUCUAAGCUACUUAGAAAGGAUGGAAGGCGGUGGUGCUUCCCAUUUAGCUGCAGCUGCCGCUAUAGCAAAACUUGGUGCUCAAGCUACUGCUGCGCUUGGUACUGUAAAAUCAAGUGCUCUUCAAGCUUUCAGUAAGGUUUUCCCAUUGACAGAACAGCUAGACAUGUCAGGCAAGGAUAUCCCAAGUGAUGAUCUUGAUAAAUCUCUUGAAAAACUCGCCCAAGGAAGUGUUGCUGGAGACGCUAUCCAUGAUUCCAGAAAUGACGCCUUGAAGAUUAUCUCUGCUGGUACACUGCUUGCACUAUUUGCAGUGUUAGGUCUCAAGUGCUUGCCUCGUAACAAGUCACUUCCUGCUCUUAGGGGCGAGUAUGGGUCUGUGGCGGUUGUUGACUCCAUUGAUGGUCCAGCGGCAGAUGAAGAGCCACUGGAAAUCCCUAGGAUGGACGCGAAGUUGGCUGAAGACAUUGUUCGCAGGUGGCAAAGCAUCAAGUCCAAGGCUUUGGGGCCAGAACACACUGUCACGGCAUUGCAAGAGGUCCUCGGCGGCAACAUGCUGAAGGUGUGGGCGGACCGAGCUGCAGAGAUCGAGCGCCACGGCUGGUUCUGGGAGUACGCGCUCUCUGGCGUGACGAUCGACAGCAUCACCGUCUCCGUGGACGGCCGGCGGGCAGCGGUGGAGGCGACGAUCGAGGAGGUGGGCCGGCUUACCGACGUGACCGACCCUAAGAACGACGACGCGUACGACACCAAGUACACCGCCCGGUACGAGAUGACCUACUCCAGGCCAGCAGGGUGGAGGAUCACCGAAGGCGCAGUCCUCAGGUCGUAGGUAGAACGGCUGUGCUUGUGCAGCUGCAGCAGGAGUAGGCGAGUAGCGGUAAGCUCGAUUCCCAUUCUUUUCUUUUCUUUUGGCAGCGUGUGUAAAUAAACAGUGUGAGCACUGGCUCGUUCCAGUACUAGAAAGCUUGGUUAGGUUGCUGAGUGAUGAGCUCCUGAGGUCGAAAUUUGUCAUGUAGUUUUUAUUGAUAGAUAAUUUGGUGUUACUAUUGCUGGGUCAGAUCCUCUGAAACGAUUGAUCUUAAUGAAGGCGGCAGUGCAUCACUGCUUACCACA
Zea mays is the source of this 2627-nucleotide messenger RNA. RefSeq lists its product as uncharacterized. Lineage: Eukaryota; Viridiplantae; Streptophyta; Magnoliopsida; Poales; Poaceae. Gene Ontology annotation, cellular component: chloroplast inner membrane. Gene Ontology annotation, biological process: chloroplast fission. The record is from RefSeq and is marked validated.